UACGUUUUGUUCCCCUGUUGUCCGCAUGUGUCAGCUGGGAUUUUUCAUCCAAAUCAGCGGAGUGAUUUUUGCACAUAUCAAAACUUUAUAGACCCCUUUUCUUUUCCGAAGGCUUUAUUGUAAUGCUGUAUUCGGUUAACUAAAUUAAAUAUGUCCGGUUUAGGGAAUUCAUCCACACAAAGUAAACGAAACUGAAAAUUGUUAAGGUUUUAUGCUCCGUAUGUGACAGUGAAAAUGGGAAAGAAAAGGGGGAAGGACAAGAGUUCCAGAGAGGACGAUGACAUUGACCUUACAGGUCCAUCCUGUAGGCAUAUCAAGAAGGGAACAGACCAAACUCUACUCAAGAAACUUUAUGGGCAUUCUGAUUGGACUAGUUGCCAGGAUUGUAAGCAUGAAGAAAAUAAAGAAAAUAACAGCACUCCCCUGCCACAGGAAUCUGAAGAGGAACAAGAAACAGCAGGCAUAUGGAUGUGCUUGAAAUGUGGUCAUAGAGGAUGUGGACGAAAUGCUGAGCAACAGCAUGCCAUCAAACAUUAUGAGACUCCUCGGUCAGAUACACAUUGCCUGGUGGUCAGCAUGGACAACUGGAGUGUGUGGUGUUACAUGUGUGAUGAUGAAGUCCAGUACUCCAGAACUGGACAUCUGGCUCAGCUGGUGACCAAUCUAAAAAAGCAAAUCUCUGCAGAUCCCGUAAAAAGACCACAGAAAAGAGUGAAAGAGGAAAACAGCCUGUUGGAGGUUGAGCAGAAGACAGAGGCUGUAAAAGCAGAGGAAAGUGAGGACAAGGAGAACAAAGAAAACAACAAGGACAACCAAAGGAAAAACACUAAGAAAGAGAGUGUUGGGAAAUCACAAAAUUCCAGCACAACUGAAAACAAAGGUGGUGUUUCAGUUAAGGGGCUGAGCAACCUGGGAAACACAUGUUUCUUUAAUGCAGUCAUUCAGAAUCUCUCCCAAACACAGCUCUUAAGACAGACUCUCAACAAAGUGACAGGAGAGAAAAUGAGCGUUGACAUUAAUCCUGGUACCUCCUCAGAUCUGGUGAGUUUGCAAUUAGAUCAGCCUGGAUCUCUGACUUUGGCUAUGUGCCAGCUACUCAAUGAGAUCCAGGAAUCCAAGAAGGGUGUGGUAACACCUCGGGAGUUAUUCACACAAGUUUGUAAAAAGGCUGCCAGGUUCAAAGGAUUUCAGCAGCAAGAUAGCCAGGAGCUGCUGCGCUACCUUCUGGACGGGAUGCGAGCCGAGGAAAUCAAAAGAGUAAGCACAGGGAUCAUGGAGGCAUUGAAACAAUCUAGGAAAAGCACAGAUGCAGAGCAGCUGAAAAGUCUGGUAAAAGAAUAUGAGAAAAAUGGAUUUCCAAAAAACUUUGUUGACCAAGUUUUUGGUGGGGAAAUGACCAGCACUAUAAUGUGUCAGCAGUGUAAGACGGUUUCUGUAGUCACAGAAAUGUUUUUGGAUCUUUCCCUACCUGUUUCUGAUGAGGCAUAUAGAAAGAAGAACCAAAAAAAGGGAGUCCAGAGGACCAGUGAGUCAAGCCAGGAUGGCAGAAACAGCCCUGCUUUGACCAAUGGAAAUGAUGACAUUCCCACUGGUACAGGUAGCAAGUACCAGCAGAAGAAAGCCAAGAAGCAGGCGAAGAAGCAAGCAAAGCAUCAAAAGAGGCAGCAGAAGCUUGAGAGCAGAGUCACUUUGGGCAGUCUCACAUCUCCGAGCCGCACAGAAAACGAACAGGCGGAUCCUCCUGCAGAUGCAAAUGAUGGGGAAAAUGCUGAAAGUGAAACACACGAAGAAGCCCAGCUGAGUGAAGGAAAUCCUGCACAAAUCAUCGCUGCUGAGCAGGGUGUGACGAACCUUGACACGGUCCAGGCCGAGACGGAGAAAGAAGAGGGCGAGCAUUCAGUUACUGAGUGUGACUCAUCAGCUACGUCAUCGGUCAGCAACCGUUUUACCGUCUUAUCAGAGGAGCAGCACUCAAAGGACAGCGUCUUAGAUGAUGAGAAAAUAUCUGACAUGGAACAGGAAAGCAGGGGAGACACACAGCUGGUGAGUGAAAUGGAGAAAGUAACCCUGGAUGAUGCUUUCAUAGAGGACUCUGAUGCUGUGGAACAAGACAUGGAGACUGAAGAUGAGCCGCCGGAGGGUAAAGAGUAUACUGUAGUAAAUCAGGACCCAGAGCUGGCCUUCCACACUUUGGCUGCAAGAACAGCCCCUGAGAAACAGGAGUGCUCAGUACAGUCAUGCCUGUUUCAGUUCACAGAAGUGGAAACCCUCACACAAAAUAACAGCCUGCUGUGUGUCACCUGCACUAAACGGCAGGGGAACAAAGACAAAGCUGGAGGAUCCAAGAAGAAUAUCUACACUGAUGCCUUGAAGCAAAUGCUGAUCUCCUCCCCCCCACCAGUGCUCACCCUUCAUUUGAAGAGAUUUCAGCAGAAUGGAUACAGUAUUUGUAAGGUGAACAGACAUGUCCAAUUCCCCCUUGUACUGGAUCUAGCUCCUUUUUGUGCGGUUAAAUGCAAGAACUCGACAGACGGAGAUACUCAGAUUUUGUACAGUUUAUACGGUAUCGUAGAGCACAGUGGAACAAUGAGGUCGGGUCAUUACACGGCAUAUGUGAAAGUACGACCUGAGAGUCCUAAGCCCUCAUCUAACGGACUUGCAGCAGAAGGAGAUGCAGAGCCGUCCAGAGGAUCCUGGUUCCAUAUCAGUGACACAAGUGUUCUGCCUGUGAGUGAGAGUAAAGUCCAGAGUUGCCAAGCCUACCUCCUAUUCUAUGAAAGGACCCUCUGAUCAAACUGUGCCUCACUACUCAGGAAAUCUAAACAAGCCAACCUACUGCUGCUGCUUCAGCUCCAUAGCUGACCAACCAUGGCCUGUUUUGCCAGUGACUCAGACUGGGCUGUGAUGACAUUACAUUCAUUACACACAUGGGACAUUUCACAGUGUUGACAUUUUCAUCACAGUAGUGUCAUACAGUGUUUCAGGUAUUAAACAGAACGAUUAUGUUUCUCAUACUCUUGGGAAUACAGCAAGUUGUGACAUGAAAGUCAAGAUGGAGAUGAACAGAUUGUGGUGGUGGAUUUGUUUAUUGAUUUGCAGGCGAUAGAUGAAAGUUGGUUAAAUGAUUUGUAAAAGAAAAUAUUGAUAUAUCUAUUUUUUAUCAGUGUCAUGUAACGAAAUACUCAAAAAAUAAGAAAAGUUUAUCCUGG
This is a messenger RNA of Lates calcarifer (barramundi perch), 3209 nucleotides long. RefSeq names its product ubiquitin specific peptidase 16 (gene usp16). The record is from RefSeq and is a predicted model, not a curated record. Gene Ontology annotation, molecular function: cysteine-type endopeptidase activity; zinc ion binding; cysteine-type deubiquitinase activity. Gene Ontology annotation, biological process: regulation of gene expression; regulation of cell cycle. Gene Ontology annotation, cellular component: nucleus; cytosol. NCBI's taxonomy places the organism in Eukaryota, Metazoa, Chordata, Actinopteri, Centropomidae.